Odobenus rosmarus divergens (Pacific walrus) is the source of this 795-nucleotide messenger RNA. Its product is annotated as peptidyl-prolyl cis-trans isomerase D, mitochondrial-like. Gene Ontology annotation, molecular function: peptidyl-prolyl cis-trans isomerase activity. Gene Ontology annotation, biological process: mitochondrial electron transport, ubiquinol to cytochrome c; protein peptidyl-prolyl isomerization. The record is from RefSeq and is a predicted model, not a curated record. Lineage: Eukaryota; Metazoa; Chordata; Mammalia; Carnivora; Odobenidae.
AUGGGGAUAGCAUUCCAAAUUAUCCAAGUGGGCACUCAAUCCAAUAGGAGACAGGCAGUGACAGAAGAGAAGAGAGACACCCAGAGGAGGAGGGAAUGUGAAGAGGCAGAAUCUGACAGAGAUGUGAAUGCCAAAGAAGGCCAAGGAAAGCUGACAGCCACAAGAAGCUGGGGAGUGGAAAAAAACAGAUUUUCUCCUAGAGACUUCGCGGGGACUACAGAGCUGCCAAUAUCAUGUUUGUGGACUUCGGACAUCCGGAACUACAGAAGAAUAAAUUUCUGUAGUUUAGAUGCUCCCAAACGAGGGUUUGAGAAAAUAGGGUUAAUGCGAGAUGAUACAAUAUAUGAGAAUGAUGAUAUAAAAGAAGCUAUAAGAAGUCUUCCUGAACACCUUUAUAAUGGGAACUUUGGUGCCCUGAGCACUGGGGAGAAAGGAUUUGGUUAUAAAGAGUCCUGCUUUCACAGGAUUAUUCCGGGAUUUAUGUGCCGGAGGGGGGGGGACUUCACACGCCAUAACAGCACUGGAGGCAAGUCCAUCUAUGGGGAGAAGUUUGAUGAUGAGAAUUUCAUCCUGAAGCACACGGGUCCUGGCCUCCUGUCCAUGGCCAACGCUGGCAACACGAACGGUUCCCAGUUCUUCAUCUGCACUGCCAAGACCUAGUGGUUGGAUGGCAAGCAUGUGGUAUUCGGCAAGGUCAAAGAAGGCAUGAACAUCCUGGAGGCCAUGGAGCGCUCUGGGUCCAGGAACGGCAAGACCAGCAAGAAGAUCACCAUUGCUGACUGUGGACAGAUCUAA